Molecule: messenger RNA, 1503 nt
Organism: Iphiclides podalirius (scarce swallowtail)
Lineage: Eukaryota; Metazoa; Arthropoda; Insecta; Lepidoptera; Papilionidae
Source: the annotation of a GenBank genome assembly
AUGCCAAGGGAUACGGAGGAUGGCGAUCAGCUAAGGGGCAUGGAGUUGCCUAUCGACAGCGACAUCCUAGAAGAGCGGCGCGAAGUGCCUGACGAUCGCUGCCCGGCCUCCGAAUCCCACUACCUUCUUCCCCAUGAGUACGACUGCACAAAGUUCUACUACUGCGAGUACGGCCUCAGGUGGCUGAACCCGAGGAACUGUCCCCUAGGCACAGAGUUCUCGGCGGAGAUACAAGUGUGCAUUCACCCGACAUUAGCAAACUGCACGCUCCCGGGAUCACCAACACCACCCACAACAACGACGACGACCACACCGGCCCCAACAACUACAACCACAACGACAACCACAACCACACCGGCACCAACGACCACCACAACUACCCCUGAACCAACCACGACCACUACUACACCCGAGCCGACGACCACGACGACAACCACAGCCCCGACGACAACUACCGAUCCGUGCAUAUGUCCACCGACCACAACAACGACGACCACAACGACAUCUGCACCGUGCGUUUGUCCACCGGCUACAACGACGACCUCAGUCGCGACGACAACGACACCGGCAUCAACAACGACACCGGUUUCAUCAAGCACUGCUUUGACGACCACAACCACGCCAGAAUGUGGAGGCCAGGGCACGCUGCCUAACGGCUGCCCCGCCGAUUUCAGCGUAUACCAACUGUUACCUCAUGAGACGAACUGCUCCAGAUUCUACUACUGCCUGCGCGGCGAACUAGUAUUGCGGGAGUGUCCGUCUGGAACGCAUUUCAACGCUCAAUUGCAGGUAUGCGACUGGCCGGCUAACGCUGGUUGCGAUCCUAACGCCGGGGGAGGUUGUGAUUGUGGUGACGGAGAUGACAACGAUGGCGACAACGGAGGCGGUGGUGGGGAUGGUGGUGGGGGCGGCGGUGGGGGCGGCGGUGGCGACGGCGGAGGGGACGGUGGAGGGAACGACACAGGACUCCUGCCCAACGGCUGCCCCGCAGACUUUGACGUGCACAAGUUAUUACCACACGAGUGCAACUGCAGCCUAUUCUACUACUGCGUCCGCGGGGAGAAGGUGGAGCGCUCUUGUCCCACUGGGCUGCACUUCAAUCCCGUUCUGCAGGUGUGCGACUGGCCGCAUUCGGCGGGCUGUGAAAGUGGCGGAGGCGGCGGUGGUGGCGGCGGAGGCGGAGGCGGCGGUGGCGGCGGAGGCGGUGGAGGUGGCGGCGGAGGCAGUGGCAAGUGCGAGAGCGGCUGCAACGUGUUGCCAUGGGCCCACGAGACCGACUGCAACAAGUUCUGGCGGUGCGACGGCGAAAGGGAGGUGCUGACGGUCUGCUCGGAGGGUCUGCACUUCAACGCUCAGACCUACACCUGCGAUUUCAUCUGCUACGCGAACUGCCAGCGAAACAACAUUGAGGCCACCUCUUACUACGGCGGGCUGAAGCUCUUCAUCCCCUGGGACAGGGUCGACCACAAUUGGAUCGGCCAGUACAUUGGUGAAAUAGAUCAC